AGAAAUUUCUGUGAGGACGUUCGAGCAGCUGUUUUUUAAUUAAUUGAUGUCCUUCAAAAUCUAGGCCGUCAGGUGGUGAUCGUUGAUGUGUCAGGGGAGCACUUCGUCACUUUUAGCAGACUGAGAGGCACCUGGACGCUAUGAACCUCCACGAUUUUUUUCGAUCUUUCAUGGGCUUUCCACCGCGCAGGGAACCGAGUUUGGGAGACCCACCAUACCCGGACAAUGGUGGUUUAGGACGGGACGACAACCCAUACGAAGGCUCAAUGUUCGGCGACCCGUGGGAUAUGUUCAGGCACCUUGACAGCGUCUUCCGCAACUUCGGGCUGACUGAGUUUCCUCCUUUCCCCCAUGGAACCGACGUACCCGCUGUAGAAGGACCAGAUCCUGGCGAGACAGGCCACUUGCGUGAUCACAUGCUCAAAGUUCCGGACUACCGUGAUCCAUUCCUGAGAGCUCCAGACAUGUUUCCUCACCUGCCCCCUGGACCUGCCCAGCCAGAGGAGAAUCCUUAUAAAGAUAUAGAUCUGGAUGAGCAUGUGGCCAGGAGUGGCCUGGACAGCCUGUUGGCCCCAGUCCCAUUUGAGGCACCUCAGCAGGUUCCUGACUGGGGAGGCAGCAGCAGUUCACUGCGCACCUUCUCUUCACACAAUGGGAAAAUUCAGGAACGCACAGUUGUCCGGGAUGCCCAAGGCAAUGAGGAAGUUACAGAGCGCCGGAGCCUGGGUGACCAGUCUAUGACUGUUCGUACCAUCAAGAGACCAGAUGGAGUCACAGAAACUCAGGAACAGUAUGUAAACAUGGAUGAAGGCGAUAAGGCAGCAUUCGAACAGAUGUGGCAGGGAUCAUCAGCAAUUCCCUCUGACCACAGUAUGACCGAUGGAACCAUCUUCCGCAGGCUAUUUGGCUUCCGUCCACAAAGCAGGCCGCAAUAAACAGCGCUUUUCGACCUUAGAAUUGCAUGUCCGCAACAAAACACACAUGCACAAUAGGCGAUACUUGCGUAACGAAGCAGGGUGGAUAUUAGAUUUAAUUCAAAAAUAGAAAUGCAGACCGUGUGACAGUGCUUAUAAACAAGUGUAAAAUGGAGUCUGUAUUUGAAGAGAGAUUAAUGAAAAAUGCACUACUAAGACGUGCUAUAGCUGAAUACUAAUUAAGCCAUACUUGCGAGGUUCUUGCAAACACAAAUUGGAGCUACACGAACACUGAAAAAUUUGCCCAGGCCUACGUAUCCCUAGGUGCAACUCUGAGAUAUUGUUGAUUUACACUGUGGAUCUUGGGGAAACAUAAAUGUAAGCACAUUUAACAUACUUUCGUGCUAUAAAAUGCUCACAUUAGAAAUAUUUUUAAGCAUACUGCAGUAGAUAGUUUUUACUGUCACUUGUUACCAUGCCUUAAAGGUUGCAAGCUUUUGUAAUGAAGAGAAUUUUGUGCUCGUAUAUGCUAGUCACAAUGCGCAUUUUUUCUCUGUGCAAAAGCUGACCCAAGUUCUUUCUCGUCUCUUCCCUUUGUGUCCAGCUUCUCUGAACUAAUGUAAAGAACUGUGAUAGAACAACAUAUACAGUGUGCUUUAUAAUAAACUGCUUCUGCUCUGCUCUUUAUCCAAAAGACUUCAGAGGCAGGUUACAAUAUAGUUCUGUCACACCUGUGAUCUUUCGUUUUCACUUAUUAACACCUUACAGCUUUUGAUAGAAGUCACUGCUCUAAUUUUUCUUUAUUAUGAUAAUUGGAGUUUAUUGGUACAAGGGCCAGAUGUGGCCAAAGAGUGCCAUAAUUGUUCUUUAAUUAUAGCUCCAAAAUCUUAUUGUUGCUUGCAUUUUGUAUUUAUUUGCUUGAUGCAUGCCUAAAUUUGUCUUUGUGGGGUUAUGGUGGUGGUGGUGGCACUGCUAUUCUGCUCUUUGGGUUCAAUUCGUGUGUAUUUUUCACUUGAGCCAUGUACCCGUGUUUCAUGUGCUAAUAAAAAAUGCAUUUACUAUUUGC
Dermacentor andersoni is the source of this 1980-nucleotide messenger RNA. Its product is annotated as HCLS1-associated protein X-1-like. The record is from RefSeq and is a predicted model, not a curated record. Gene Ontology annotation, cellular component: mitochondrion; clathrin-coated vesicle; sarcoplasmic reticulum. NCBI's taxonomy places the organism in Eukaryota, Metazoa, Arthropoda, Arachnida, Ixodida, Ixodidae. Gene Ontology annotation, biological process: negative regulation of apoptotic process; regulation of actin filament polymerization.